CCCAGAUCUACACCGUCGCCCACUUCCAUUUCUUCUUCUCGAAGACCAGGUCUCGUUCCUUCUCUCUCGCCUCAGAUCCGGUCAUCCUCCCACCUUCUCUUCCCUUUCGCGAUCGCCUUCGCCAUUUCCGCCGGGUAAGAGCGGAGGAGCAGCAGCAGGCAUGGGAGUCAAAGAGGGCAACGGCGGUGCCGGCGGCGGGGUAGGGAUCAUGGCGGCGGAGGGGGUGGUGCGCAAGGUGCUCCUCGCCUACGCCUACGUCGCGAUCUGGAUCUUCCUCAGCUUCACCGUGAUCGUGUACAAUAAGUACAUCUUGGAUCCUAAGAUGUACAACUGGCCCUUUCCGAUCAGCCUCACCAUGAUCCAUAUGGCCUUCUGCUCCUCCAUCGCCUUCCUCCUCAUCCGCGUCCUCCGCCUCGUGGAGCCGCCGUCUUCGCCGUCGAUGACCCGCGACCUGUAUGUCGCGUCCGUCGUCCCCAUCGGCGCCCUCUACUCCCUCUCCCUCUGGUUUUCCAACUCCGCCUACAUCUACCUCUCCGUCUCCUUCAUCCAGAUGCUCAAAGCCCUAAUGCCGGUCGCCGUCUACUCCAUCGGCGUCCUCCUCAACAAGGAGUCCUACAAGAGCUCCUCCAUGCUCAACAUGCUCUCCAUCUCCUUCGGCGUCGCCAUCGCCGCCUAUGGCGAGGCCCGAUUCGACGCCUGGGGCGUCACACUCCAGCUCGGCGCCGUCGCGUUCGAGGCCACUCGCCUCGUUCUCAUCCAGAUCUUGCUCACCUCCAAAGGGAUCUCCCUCAACCCGAUCACCUCCCUCUACUACGUCGCCCCUUGCUGUUUUGUCUUCCUCCUCCUUCCCUGGUCCUUCAUCGAGUUGCCCCUCCUCCGCGGUCAGGCCGCCUUCCGCCCCGAUCUUCUCGUCUUCGGCACCAACUCCCUCUGCGCCUUCGCCCUCAACCUCGCCGUCUUCCUGCUUGUCGGGAAGACCUCUGCGCUCACCAUGAACGUCGCCGGCGUCGUCAAGGACUGGCUCCUCAUUGCCUUCUCCUGGUCCGUCAUCCGCGACAGAGUUACCCCCAUCAACCUCUUCGGCUACGGCGUCGCCUUCCUCGGCGUUGCCUACUACAACCACGCCAAGCUGCAGGCUCUCAAGGCCAAGGAGACGCAGAAGAAAGCUCAACAGGCCGAUGAGGAAGCCGGGAAACUCCUCGGGGAGAUGAAAGGUGAUCGUAACAGCAACUCUGGGUCUUGAUCGAUGCCAUGUGAUCGCCUAUCUAUCUACUUUUUAUUAGCUUUCUUUGCCGUAUGCUUCUCAUUUCAGAUUGAUAAGCUCUUAUUUAGAUACGCAGACGCAGGCCAAUACUUCAUGCAUUAAUAAUGCAAUUCUACUCUUUUUUUUAGUCACUUUUUUAAAAAAAAAAUUAAUUAUGGUUGCAAAUUUAGGACACAUCCUUAAGUUUAAUCGACUCUUGUACUAGAUCCAACUACUUUCAAGUAAUGGUGAUAAAAGUUUAUUUCUUCA
Messenger RNA from Zingiber officinale, 1513 nucleotides. RefSeq names its product probable sugar phosphate/phosphate translocator At4g32390. The record is from RefSeq and is a predicted model, not a curated record. Lineage: Eukaryota; Viridiplantae; Streptophyta; Magnoliopsida; Zingiberales; Zingiberaceae. The transcript has a single exon. Gene Ontology annotation, cellular component: Golgi apparatus; endosome; trans-Golgi network. Gene Ontology annotation, molecular function: antiporter activity. The coding region runs from base 161 to 1243 and encodes 360 amino acids.